AUAUGAGUGUCCUCAAAGUAACGAUGAACACGUGAAAACUACUUGAGCGUGAAAGGUACGUAAUCCUUUUGCCACCCUCGAUACAUCCCUCGUACAGGAAAGGUGAUUCGACGAUGAAGAGCGACGAAAUAUUCUCUUACACGAAUGGCGCUGAAUGACGGACGCAAUGUAUUAGUUAUUAACCGUGCAGAAACAUGGCGAUAAAAUAUUUACCUACAAAGUAAUCCCACUACAAUUUUCUUGGGAAUGUGCCUACUGAGCGAUAGAUAAUUUGGCGAUUAUAGUAGAAUAAAAGAUAAACUGAAACAUAAAAAUACAAUUCCUGAGCAUGAGGAAAGAAAGAAAUGGUGCAUAUGCACGACUACCCAGUAUUAUUUGUCGACCUUCGUGUUGUGAGCAUGAAGGCGGCGUUGAGUAAAGAUUUCGCUUACGCGAUGACUCCGAUGAAGAUCAUGUCGUGGCCUGUUGGUACCUGGCCUCUUCAAGACUACAACAUUUUUUCCGCUAUGCGUGUCAUAAUCACGAGUUUCCUUUUGCUACUAAUGCUAACGAUCGUGCAGUCGGAGAUCUAUUUAGACAGCAACGACGACGAGAAAAAUCUCGACGCAUUAGUAAUACUAUCCUGCGGCAUUCUAUCGGUGUCAAAGAUCAUUCGUUUUCGUAUUCGGCCUGCUGCCCUUAUCUCGAAUUUUACGUCCGCGGUUGAGGAUUAUAACGAAUUGAGGGACGAAGAGAAACGAGUGAUAGUGCGAAAACACGCUUAUAUGGCCAGGGUGGCUAGUGUCAGUAUGAUAUUUUUCGCGUAUUUCAGCGCGAUUCUUUUCAUAACUGUGCCAAUGCUGGCUGGAGAGGAAGAGAAAGAUAUAGUUAACGUAACGGAGGAAAGUACAACGGAGUAUCCUCUACCUUCCGAAAAUGUAAUGGCACUUGUGAAAAUACCGGAAAAUUUAUACUUCAUUGUUUUUAUCGUAGAAUACUUGAUGCUGGUAUUCACGAGCACUGGAAAUCUUGGAAGCGAUACGUUGUUUUUCGGUAUCACUUUUCACCUGUGCGGUCAGGUAGAAAUUCUGAAGCUAGAUUUCCAGAGACUGAAAAUCGAGAGCGAAAGAACGAGGGAACAUUUCAACGUAUUAACCAAGAGGCAUAUUUACUUAAUUAACCUGGCCAAUAUGCUGAUCGAGACCAUCAGCUCUAUUUUGGUCAUGCAACUAUUCACGAGUUGUAUACUUAUUUGUAUAAGCGGACUUCAACUCAUUCUCGCUCUGAGCAUUGGAAACAUCGUCAUGGUUGUAAAAACAUUUAUGGUACUCACCGCUUUCAUGGUACAAUUGUUUGCAUACAGUUAUGUGGGCGAAUAUUUAAGGCGUCAAAUGGAAGGCAUCGGUGACUCGAUGUAUUUCUGCAGCUGGUACGAUAUACCGAAAAGUGUGGCAAAAGACAUUAUUUAUGUCAUUAUGAGAGCUCAAGAGCCAGUUUUCCUGAGAGCCGGACAAUUCCUCGUUGUUAAUAUGGAAACGUACAUGAGUAUCAUAAAAACUUCUAUGUCAUAUCUUUCAGUUCUUNCGAGUUAUGGUAAACGCUUGAGGCUGUGUAUAAUAUAAGAACCCAGAGAGUUAUAUUUAUCUAAUAAAGCUCAAUAAAAUAUUUAAUGCAUUACUUUUGACGAUUCAAUAUUCAUUUCAAAUAUUCAAAAUCAAGUUGGUCGAAUAUGCGCAAUAUAUUCUCACUAGGUUGUUAUAGUCAAUAUUUCGUGCAAUGACAAACAAUGAAUUAUGUAUAUGUAUAUGUACGUACAUAUUUAAAUACAUAAUACGGUUAAAUUAUGGUAGGUGACGUAGGACGAUAGUGAAAAUAAUAAUGGUGCUCCUUGUAAAAGAUGAAAUAUAUAGCAUAUACUACUUUCUAUUACAUUGAGUAGUCCGGAAGUAAUUAGCCAUAAAGCCAGAUAUAAUUAGUAUAUUACCUUGAUCAUCACAUCAAGGUUUUUACUACUGGUCUGCGUGAUGCUGAAGUUGCCUAUAAAGCUGUAGCUUUACG
This is a messenger RNA of Bombus pyrosoma, 2037 nucleotides long. Its product is annotated as odorant receptor Or2-like. The transcript is spliced from 5 exons. The record is from RefSeq and is a predicted model, not a curated record. Gene Ontology annotation, cellular component: plasma membrane. Bases 345 to 1601 code for a protein of 418 amino acids. Gene Ontology annotation, molecular function: odorant binding; olfactory receptor activity. NCBI's taxonomy places the organism in Eukaryota, Metazoa, Arthropoda, Insecta, Hymenoptera, Apidae. Gene Ontology annotation, biological process: sensory perception of smell; detection of chemical stimulus involved in sensory perception of smell.